This is a messenger RNA of Paramuricea clavata, 4354 nucleotides long. The record is from the annotation of a GenBank genome assembly. Lineage: Eukaryota; Metazoa; Cnidaria; Anthozoa; Malacalcyonacea; Plexauridae.
AUGGCAUCCAUAGGUUGUUCUUUCGCGUUGUUUUCGGAAAAAAGAUGUGGUGCAUCAAGCUACUAUAAAUCGCUAAUAUCAGUGGUACCAUUAAAAUCCUGUAAGAAGAACACAAAAGCUCAUCUUUGCUCAUCACACAGAACAUCAAACGUUGAUAUUGAGGAAGAGUGGCAGUUACUUCUUGCAAGGGUAGGACAGCAGGGAAGCGACGGCGAAGCACUGACUAUAUGCCCACUACAUCGAGAUGACAUGCAAACAUCCUUUGCACAACAGCAAGCAAAAACCUUUACGUGGUGUCAACUUGAAGAUUGCAACCGAAAUUAAACAAAUUUGGGGAAAAGUUGUUGAGCUAGGACAAGGUGAAUGUUCGUAAGAACUUCUUACUGUAUUUAGUAACUGCAGAUAUCUUCAUAGCGGACUAUUAGAAAUGGUCAUUACUUUUUACUAGAUUUUCCAGAUAUCUGUGCAAAUUUUGAGGCCUUUGAGAGUUUUUAGUUGCGUUUUUUCAGACUUUUGGGACUCUCGAAUUAAGGCUUUUAUGCAAACGUAAUAAAGUAAAAGGGGGUGGGCUGGGAAAAAUAGGGGGUGGGUCACUAUUUUUGAGCACGGUUAAAGGGGUGGGUCAUCGAAAGUUAAGCGCAAUCAUAAGGGUGGGCCAUGUAAAAAUAUGCAGAAGAUUGGGCCCCAGCAAUUUUUUUGUGUUAAAAAUUUCCGCGCAAAGAACAAGAUAUCUGUUUUUUUUGGCUAAGUACCGAAAUUUGGUAUGAAAAAUUAAGAUAAAGUCUUUGGAAAGCAAUUGCAAAGUACUUGUCUGGAAAAUUUUUUUACCUAAAAAAGUUGGGGGGGGGGGGUUCUUGUAUGAAAAAAAUUUUUUCAGAAAAAAUUGGAAAAGGGGUGGGUCAUAAUUUUUUCGUACCCAGAGCCCUUCUUACGCGCGAUGUGACGAGGAGCUGUGGCUGUUGACCACGCGUAAGAAGGGCUCUGGGUACGAGAAUGGGACAAAAAUUAAACAAUUUACCCAAUAUGGCAUCUAGAAAGUUUUCCUACAUUCCUAAAGUUAUUUGUGCAGCCUGAAACGCAACAAUUAUAAUAAGGCAUCUUUUGAUAUAUAUUUAGUUCACUCACUAUAACUUGUUGUCCCUCCAAACGUCCCUCCAAACAUCAACUAGACACAGUCCUCUGCUCAAUUGGGGAAUGGGUAAUUCUGAACUGUACAAGGUACACUCCACAUAUAGUCUGCAACCAAAAUAAUUAACGUGCUCAUCUCUCACAUUGCCAUUGGUCAUUGCAAAAAUCACCUUCUGCAGCGUAAUGACACAAAAUAUUUAAUGUAUUGCACUUAAUAAUACGUUUUUCGAUUGCAACAUGUCGCCUCCAAAUGGUAAAAAGAGGAUUCUUAUAAAUUCUGAGUUGACUUUGUCGUAUUUAGGCUGAUUGUCAAGCCAGUUUGGAAGAAUAUGGUGCUGAUGAAGAUCAUGCAAUACUCAUUUCUACACCAAACGUAAACUAAUGUUUUCAUAAAGUCAAAAACUACUGAGACAAAUUGGUUGUUUUGCCGUAUGAUUUUAAACACCACAUCUUUUACUCUUUCAGAUCAAUCUAUCCAGACAAGUGGAAUAUCAUCUUCCAGAAUAUGAUAUCGAUACAUUAUCUACAAAAUCAGUGGAGGUAUAUUCAUGCAAAAUUUUAUACACAUUGAUUUAGUUUUUGCUCAAUGUGGUAUUCACUUUCGGGAUGUGGAUUACCAUUACCACAAUGCUAAACGAUCAGUUCUAUUUAAACUCUGUUCCAAAUACCUACACGGUACACCCAGUAGUUUGGUUUAGUUGUACAUCUACUAGAUUUUCCUUCAUAAUUAUUAUAUUACUUAGCUUUUACAUGUAGUUGCAUUCAAGUAUAAUGUUGUUCUCUUAUAUUAUAGUCUCUAGCAAAUACAUUCAUUGAUUUGCGCUGUUUUACCCAAGGUGCAAAUCACUUGCUGAGAGCUAGUGUACCAGAAAAGAGGAAUUUCUUGGGAUUUUUUAAAAUAGAUUUUUAAAGAUUUUGAGGUUUUAUUUUGAGGUUAUAUUUUUCAAGAUUUUUCGAGUGAUUUGCUCCACGCUCUAAUCAGCUAAAUCGUAUAUAUUGACGAUCCUGAUUAGGCCAAAAGUUUAAACUUUAAAAAUUAUUUUCAUUUCAGAAGGUGUCUGCUGAGGAGUUCUUGUUCUGCGGAGGCACAAGUAUGUGUUGUACGCCAAACACAAAUUCCACAAUGAACAAUACCAUUGUCAAUAUGCUAUUUUAUUACAAGUGGCAACCAACUCCACAGGCGAAGAACAAACUUCUGGCCUUGAAUACAUUCCUGUGCAGCAUAAGUGACGGUGAAAUAGAGCCUGUAAGGUUUGAACUCCACCAACCAAUUGAUGAAGUUGCGUUGAGCACCAGGUCGUAUAUAAAAAGCAAAUUCAAAGAAAUAUCCCAAGCGAUGCUUGAUUGUAUUGCACCUGGACAAUCAGAUAAGUGGAGGCUACUUACUGAAGAAAAGAAGUCGAAAGAGCGCAAUCAAAGCAAUGAGAUGACAAUGGAUACUCUGCUGAAACUUUACGACGCAUCAUCAUCUUGGUACACAAAAGAAAUGAUUUUAUCAGUAUUUGCUUCCCAUUAUACCAAAAGUCAACUGCAAACCAUGAUUCCUGGUCUCUCUGUGUGGCGAAUCGAUCGUGCACAAUCACAUUCAAACACUAUUGGGACAGCUGAGCCUGAGGAGAAAGAGCCAGUCGUACGCUACCGUCUUCCGCAAGAGAAGUUAGACCAUUUUCUUGAUUUUACUAGUAGUCCCUGUUUUCUGCAAGAUGUAGCAUAUGGGACCAGGCAUCUGAAGUUAUCAACAGGCGAAAAACUAGAGAUUCCAGGUGUAAUCAGAACUCUAGUUAACACAAGAAUGGUUAAACUGUAUCAGGCAUAUUGUAAUGAAAUUGGGUUUAGUCCUCUAGGAAAAACAUUGUUGCAUUCAAUUCUAAAGGUACAUAAUUAUGUUUAAUUUACAUAUACAAUCUAACAAUCACUCAAAACUCAUCUAUAUUCUACAGUGUAAUUUGAAUUUUGCAUUUUGAAAAAUGUGUGUGUACAUGUAACUCCGUGCUCAUGUAUAUGUAACUUCAUGCAGCUCGAGAGGCAGUUGGAUUUUGAGUUAUUGUCAAACAGCAUUGAGGACUUUCGAGCCAAUCCCUUCAGAUUCAGAAGACAUGUUUGGUGCCAAAGUAAGCUACGUUGGUUCUAAACACGAUUCCAGCCAAUAAGAUUAAUUUGGUGAUGUUCCGCCAACAUGAAAUCACAAAUGUAACAGUCAAAUCUAAAUAAGGUUUUGCCAUACACAGGGCAUCCAUUUUCUGUAUUUCAUGCAGUAAUAUUGGUCUAAUAAAGCAUGAAAGUGGCCUGAGGCAUGCUAAUAUGACGUCUUAUGUAUACAACAACUUUAAACAAAAAUGUCUUGAGCUGCUGCUAAUUUCGCUGACGAAAGGCGCUGAUAUUUCGAGUGAAGCCUGUUUGCUAGUUCUAUCAAUUAACCAUGUUACUAAUGCAUAUUUCGCCUAGUUCCAGUCCUUCCAAGGCGCAAAAGUCACUACUGGGCCAAACUCUUAUACCCUCAGAAAGGACUGACACAAGGUCGACUAAUGACUUUUUCCCCGAGAGGACUGGAACAACGAAAAUUGCAAAAUGAUCUAUUACCAAAGUAAAUUUGAUGAACAUUUGGAGGGUAUAAUGCAAGUUUUGGUUAGGAUUGAGGGUAGUAAAUGCUAAUAUCAACAACUUAUUUGUGAUACUACUGAUAUAAUUUGAAUAAACAACUGUGUGUUUUAAUACCAUAGAUGUGUGCAGCUUCACAAACAAAAAGCCUUUCGGGACUUGACAAUAUAGCCUCUGAAGGAUCGGCAGCCUUUGAUAACUUAGUGGAGUCUUUAGAUACAUUAGCAAAUUUAGGUAAGUGUCCUAUAUGGAGUAAACUUUUUUUCAUGGUGUUAUCCUUCUGAUGCAUUAAAGCAGACUAAGUAUUUCUUAAUUCCAUAUUCUUUUUGUACAAGGUGUGAAUAGGGAGUGGGUUGACCUGUGUAUACAACGACUACGUGCUUCGAAAAAAUACUUUAAGGCUGACUUCAAAGUUCACGUGCAAGAAGAAAGUCGAUGUGCAGAUCACUGCAAGGUGUACGAGUUAUCCUCUGAAAAGGAAUUCAGUAGCACAUGUCCACAUAAGCAUGAUGCUAUUUGCGAUAGAUGUGAUGAUUGCAAAGGUGUUCUCCGGGAUUUACGUAAUGUCCUGGACAAUGAAAGUAUUCUUAACAGAUGUGUGUACGACGAGAACAAUAAGAAUAUUUAG